AUUUUUAAUAUUUUUUAUUAUCAUUUGAGUCAAAGUUCAAGAAUUUCUUCGUACGAAUACGCGAGUAAUUUAAAUUUUUAAUGCAAUUUUCGUUUUAAUUUGUGCAAUCGCGAUUUAAAGGUAUCAAUAAAUAGUUCUACAUAACAGUUGAACGUUUCCGCGAUCAAUUCGUAGUUGAAUUUCGAUAUUGUUCUUAUUACUAGUGAUAUUUGAUACUCGUAAUCAUAACAAUUAGUCUACUUUCGUGACGUAGUUCAACUCUCGGUGUGAUAUUCUGAUGAUAAUUUCCAAUUCCAAGUAAAAUAUUUCUCGUUCAUGUACUCUUCAUGAUUGGCGUUUCUUCGAGUUACAAAAACGACAGUAAUAUCAAGGUAAAGAUAAAGAAUAUGAAAAGACGCGAACGCAGUUCUAGCCGAGACAGCUCUCGGUAUCGCAGGAAGCGAAAUCGUUCCAGAUAUGACGACAGCUCGGACGAACGUACUUCACCGGAUAGAAUUCGACGCCAUAGCCGGGUUCGAUCUCCUGCUAGUCCCCAUUCUCGAUACGGCUACGAAAAAGGUGCGCGAGAAGAACACGGUGCUUCUAGAGACGGUGAAAAACCUCACGCGUCGUACAAAGUACUAUGUGUUAGCGCCCUGCAUACCAAAGCCAGCGACGACGUUAUAAAGGACGCCUUGUACAACGAGUAUAAGAAAUUCGGCGACUUGAGCGUACGUAUUUCGCACGAUUUAGACGAACGAGUAGCUUACGUAUGUUUUCGCAAUAGCGAAGAUGCUAAAGAAGCCAAACACGCUAAACCUCGGGUCAUUAUUUACGAUAAAGUGGCUUUAGUCGAACCAGUUUACGAAAGCCGAAGCUCGGUCGAACGUCAUAGACAUCGUAGUCGUCCCAGAUCGCGGAGCUAUUCGCCCGAAUACGACAGGUAUUAUCGCCGAUCACCUAUACCGGAUCCGUACCGAGCGGAUAGAUUCUACGAUCGGUUACCUUACGCUCCGCUACCGAUGAUACGAGAUUUCCGGCGCGAUUUACCGCCCGUACCGCAUCCUGAAUUUCUGCCGAGACCGCCUCUUCAUCCUGCUCUUCCGGUUCCGCCUCAUUUGCCGCCGGCUCCUCAUCUAUAUGUGCCCGGACCGCGUCCGUUUAUGCCGUUCAAACCGCCUCACGCUCAUUUCAUGGAUAAGCUCGAGAAAAAAGAUAAGUUUCCCAACUAUCUUCAACAUAUACCGCCGGAAGACGAUCCGUUGGCUACGCGUACUCUGUUUGCUGGUAAUUUAGAGCUGAGUAUAUCGGAAGAAGAGCUCAGGCGUAUAUUUAAUCGAUACGGUGUCGUCGAAGAUAUAGAUAUCAAAAGACCAAUGCCUGGUACCGGUAACGCUUACGCUUUCGUCCGGUAUAAGAAUUUAGACAUGGCUCAUCGCGCCAAAGUUGAACUUUCCGGUCAAUACAUUGGUAAAUUCCAGUGUAAAAUCGGUUACGGAAAAGCCACGCCUACUACUAGAAUCUGGGUCGGCGGCUUAGGCCCUUGGACGUCGACUACUCAACUCGAAAGAGAAUUCGAUAGAUUCGGAGCGAUUAAGAAAAUCGACUACGAUAAAAACGAAAACAGCGCCUAUAUUUUAUACGAUUCGAUCGACGCAGCCACCGCAGCUGUGAAAGAAAUGCGCGGAUUCCCUCUAGGUGGCAGCGAACACAAGCUCAGAGUAGAUUUCGCCGAUAUCGGAUCUCGCCAGCCGAGAGCUCCACCUCCGCCCGCUUCUUCGUACGAUGAUGUCGCCAUCGGUGCCGGAGAUUAUAACAGAAUCGGAUCCUCCGGUGCCGAUGUACCUGCGUACGAGCCUUACGAACCUUUAUGGAAUACCGAUUACGAAUACGACAGCAGGCCGCCUGGUAUUCCACCCGGUGUCACGUUAUGGAGCGAACGAGGUAAAAACGACAAAGACUCGUACGGCAGUCGCACCCUCAGCAGUCCGAACGACUACCCGAAGGAAGACGAUUGGGCCAAAGAAGCCGCAGAUCGAGAUUACGAUGGUCAUAAAUAUAAACGAGUACGUUCAUCUUGCAAUAACAGCGAAAGCGACUCCGAUAACCGUUUCAACGGAGCUCUGGCCACGGCUACGUCUUUGGCUGAUAUCACACGUUGCACUACUAACGCUUGGCAAGGAGCGCUGAUCCUUAAAAGCUCGCUGUUCCCGGCCAAGUUCCAUAUCACCGAUGGCGACGGUAACAUAAUCAACGUUCUGAUGAAAAGUGACGAAAGCAAACACCUGCUGAGAAUUUCGCAAAGAUUACGCUUAGAUACGGCUAAAUUGGAAGACGUUUCGAAGCGUAUCGUUUCAUCUCCUGGUUACGGGAUUUUUGUCGGACUACCCGGCCCUUCGUCUAGUAUAUUUUUCGACGAAACUACCGCUCAAUGCAGACCGCUGAGAAAUCUCAUCUCGUAUUUGAAGCAGAAAGAAGCCGCCGGUGUGAUAUCUUUGUUCAAUAAAGAUACCGAAGCCAAGGGAGUACUGUACGCUUUUCCGCCCUGUCAGUUCGCGGCCGAUUUGCUCAAACGUACCGCCCACGCGAUGUCAGCCGAAAGUAUGAAGGAAGAUCACCUUAUGAUCGUCGUCGUGAAAAAUGACGCCGCCGCGUAGAUCGGCUCCAAUUUGUGCUGUGUACUUCGCGUGGUCUACAUAUUUUUCUUACAGUAGUAAUGUGAUUGAUUUUUUAUCAUCCGAAGAAUUGUGCCCGCGCCGCGCGAUUGCGAUUAACUUAACCGGUUUCGUUUUGAUAUUUUUGUGAUGCUCGUGGUGGACUGUACAUACUUGUAGUACCGCAAAUCUAGAACUACAUCGCGGACGGAUUUAUAAUUUGUAUCUUAUUUUCAUGUUAAAAUAAGAAUCGUGAUUUUUUUUUUCAUGUAAUAGUAUUACGGGGUGAAAGUGUUUAAUUUAUUGAAUACUAUACAAAGACAGUGUGUGUUUGUGUGACGUUUGUUUAAAAUGCAUCUUAUAUAAUUUUUUUUAUUUGUGUAAUUUCGCGAUGGUUUAAUCUAGUUUUGAUUCAUUUUAUUUUUCUUAACAAACUUAUAGUUUUUUUUUGUUUCGAAAAAAAUGCAAUAAAACGGGUAUUUUUAUUUACUUACUCGUAAUUUUAUUUUACUUAUUUAUUUUUUUUUCAUAUUUUCGAAGCCGAUGCUUUUACUUUUGUGAUUACUCAUUUCGCAAGUAUGAUAUUUAUUACGAAGACGUAUUGUAAAUUGUGGACAGUUCGUAUAAUGGUUUAAACUUUUUUUGUUUUACGCGGAUUGGUUUGUGAAUUUUUUUUGAUUUUUUUAAAAAAGGAGUUUUAUUCGAUAGUAUUUUUUAACGUGUAAGUAAUGUUUAACGAAGUGAGAAAUACGAGAACGUAGUGUGUAUUUAUAUGUAUUCUAAUAUUUAUAGUGGCGUUUUAUCAAAGUGCUUAUAUUGAACAAUAAUAUACGUUAUGAGUUUU
Messenger RNA from Planococcus citri (citrus mealybug), 3477 nucleotides. RefSeq names its product RNA-binding protein spenito-like. The record is from RefSeq and is a predicted model, not a curated record. Gene Ontology annotation, molecular function: mRNA binding. Gene Ontology annotation, biological process: regulation of alternative mRNA splicing, via spliceosome. Bases 327 to 2636 code for a protein of 769 amino acids. The transcript has 2 exons. Gene Ontology annotation, cellular component: nucleus. NCBI's taxonomy places the organism in Eukaryota, Metazoa, Arthropoda, Insecta, Hemiptera, Pseudococcidae.